CUGCAGGGGGCAGGAGUCACCAGGUCUGACGGAGUGGGUGUUCAGCGGAGUAUGGAGAGGUGGGAGCAGCUGGCCCUGUAAGACCAAUGCUGGGUUGAAAGGGGCACCUUCUAGGUGGCUGGCAGUGUGCCCAAGCCCUUUGUGUGUAUUAUCUCAUUAACUCCUCACAACAGCCCUAGGAGGGAAGGGUUAUUAGUGUACCCAUUUAAUAAAGAAACUGAGGCACAGAGAGAUUCACAAGUCCUCAAGGUCAUAGAGCUUGCUAGACAGCAGGGCAAGAUUUGAACCCAGGUCUGUCCACCCCUGCAUUGCAGGCUCUUAGCAUCCGUGUCUGUGGUCCUCAACGCUGGCUGCAGAUUAGAAUAACCCAGAGCACUAACCACCACCCAUGUCCAGAGUUCACCUGCAGCUAUUAUAUCAGAGUCACCUGCCCCUGGCACUGAGACUCUCUGCUUGACACUGUGCUGCUUUUACAUAUGUCUUCCCAGGUAGUUAAUAUGAAUUGGGUUUGUACCUGGAACCUAACCUGACUUUCCUUUGGGGUCCCUGGUGAGUCCCAGCUUGUCAAGAGUCUGCAGAUGGCUGUUUCCUGGGCUUGACCUCCAAGUCUUUUCCGAUCCCCUACAGACUAAGUCACAUUCUUCUGUCUCACGUUCUUGGAGGUUUUGUGUUUCCUUCCGCCUUCAUAGCAUUUACCUGAAACUUGAUUCAGUAAGUGCAUUCAUAACUCUUUAACGCUCUUGCCUGCCUGCUGGAAUGUAAGCCCCCUGAAAGCCGGGGCCAUGCCUAUCUUGCUCCCCACAGCAUUCCCAGAGCCAGGCACAGUGCCUGGCCCAUAUAUAACUGGACAAACGAUACUUCUUUUCUUCAUUUUAAGAAUUACUCAUGAGUAUUUAUCGUGCGCCAGGUACAUGCCCACAUUUGCUUUAUAAGCAAGAUAAGGGGAAACCCCCUUUUCCAGGCAAGGAAACAGAAGCUCUGGAAUGUGAGAAGUCAGAAGCUGGUGACAGAGCCAGGAUUCAACCCCAGGCCUGCUCUCCCUUCUCACGCACCUGAGUCUCAUGACUCUGACCCCCGGGUCCCGCAGAGAGUCUGGUUCAUGCUCCCUUGUGGAGCAACACAUCUUUGGAGAAGGCACUUAUGUUAGCUGCUCACUCUUCAGUUUCAGCUCCCCAGUGUAUUUCCUGCCCUUUGGGCGUCAACACCACCCCAGGCUCCUCCCUCUGUCCUCAGGGGCUGCCCCUCCUUCUCGCACCUCCUCUGGAGGUUUGGUCCAAACAAGGCUGCUGAGUAACUCCCCUGAUGAAACCGUUCCAUCGUCAGCAGCAGCACAGACGUCAAGAGCUAUCCAGGGACUUCCUCCCACGGCUCUCUGGGAGCGGGGAGCCUGUGGCACCUUCUGGGCAGCGCCCACCCGCUCCCCUAAUGGGGCUUCUGACCAGGCACCGAAGCUGGACAAAAAGUCCGUGGAAAAGCAGCCUCUCCGUAGUGAGAACACUUUCAGCGCUGCGUGCGGGGACUGUUUCAUCAGGGGCAGGGAGAGUUCGGCUUCCCAUGUCCUCUCUGGUGCCCCCUGCUGGGAGAAGCUGGCUGCCGGGAAACACACCUCGGCUCGGGUCAUCUGGCUCUGGCUGUAGGUCUUGGGUGCGACACCUGAGGCUGAAGAUGAGUUCUCAUCAGACCUGGAACCAAGAGGGACGAAGAAGAGCCACUCACCUAAAAAGUUCCAGUCGUAGGACCUUGAAGACCACUUUGCAAAGGGUGGCCUCUCAGCUUUGUGGCCCAAGGAAGCCUUGAAAGAUCCUCGCUCAGGAUUAGGCAGAGGAUUGUUUGCAGGUUGGCAGCCCUCUGUCACACCAGCACUACCUCCAUCAGGCUCCCUCAUCGCCAUCUUUUGGUUUCUCUUGGGUUGGAGAGACCCCGAGUAGCAAAGGGAGCAGAAGGAUCUGCUCGCCUCUGUUGGCUCAGCUUGUGCUUCUUCCAGCCCCGGAGCCUCAUCCCAUUUCAGUGAUGAAGCAAGUGUGAAAAAUGGAGCAUGAUGGGGAUGUCACAAGAUCUUCCAGGCCCUCAACUGGAACUGCCUGCUCUCAAUCCAGCUGCAAUUGCCAGGGGGCAGUUAGGAUGUGUGUUUUUCCCUGAGUGCUUGCUUAUGCAUGUUUGUGUGCAGAUUGUGUGUGUGUGUGUGUGUGUGUGUGUGUGUUUAUGCACACACAAGGCUGGGAGCUGGAAGGCACCCUGGCUUUGGUGGCCCAAACUAGCCUGCUUCCCCUUCUGGGUCUGCUGGCCUCAUUCCCAGCUGCAGCUGCCAUUCUGGGGCCCCCUCCCUGAACCAAUCUCCCUGCAGAUUUGGCAGCAGGAGAGGAGGGGCUGAGGGAAGGGAAAUGAACCGGAGAGAGGACUGAGCUCUAAUCUGAUGUAGAUGAUCCGGCAGCCUUCCCCCAGCUUGCUGCCCUCUGCCAUCAGCUCCCCAGGCGAUUUUCUCUGUGCCCUGCACUCUUCCCCUCCUGCCUUCAUCUCCUUAAGAAAGUGUCCAGAAAGUUAAACCCAGACACACAAACACACACACAAUCCACAAAAAAAAAAAAAAAAAAAAAAUCAGAGAGCAGGAGCAGGCAGACGAGUAAGAGAGCACGCGCGCAAGAGAGAGGGCUCAGAACGGGCCAGGAGGAAGAGCUGCGCAGGCAGAGAGAGGCUGGGGUUGGCCGUGACAGGGACUAAGGUCUCUUAGUCCCCAGGAGCCUCCUUCAUGGACCGGGGGAUCCUGAGAGGGGCUGCCUCAGCUUAGGAUGGGCAACUGUGUCAAGUCUCCACUGAGAAAUCUCUCAAGGAAGAUGCGCCAGGAGGAGAAGAGCAGCUAUGCGGUGGUGCAGACGAGUGAGGAGGGGCUUGCAGCCAGCAGUGAGCUCCCAGGACCGCUCCUGAUGCUGGCCCAGAACUGUGCCGUUAUGCACAACCUGCUGGGCCCUGCCUGCAUCUUCCUGCGCAAGGGCUUCGCUGAGAACAGACAGCCUGACAGAUCACUGCGGCCAGAAGAGAUCGAAGAGCUCCGAGAGGCCUUCCGAGAAUUUGACAAGGACAAGGAUGGCUACAUCAACUGUCGGGACCUGGGCAACUGCAUGCGGACCAUGGGCUACAUGCCCACCGAGAUGGAGCUCAUCGAGCUGUCCCAGCAGAUCAACAUGAACCUGGGUGGCCAUGUGGAUUUUGAUGACUUCGUAGAACUAAUGGGACCUAAACUCCUAGCAGAAACAGCAGAUAUGAUUGGAGUGAAGGAACUGCGAGAUGCUUUCCGAGAGUUUGAUACCAAUGGUGAUGGGGAGAUAAGCACCAGUGAGUUGCGAGAGGCCAUGAGGAAACUCCUGGGUCAUCAGGUGGGACACCGAGACAUAGAGGAAAUUAUCCGAGACGUGGACCUCAACGGGGAUGGACGAGUAGACUUCGAAGAGUUUGUCCGGAUGAUGUCCCGCUGAGGCCGCAAGGGCCCCUCCAGGACUGCCAAGCUCCCCGGUGGGAGAAGAGGAGCCGGAGUGCGCCUCACCCCGCCGCAGCCGCCGAGAGCCCAGGAUGGACUGGCGGACGGGGCCUGCCUGCACCCCGGGGAGGUGCCCACCCCGGACCCCCACCCCUCCGCACUGUGAAAGACUCACAAUUCCUACAACUGGAAAGGG
Neogale vison (American mink) is the source of this 3668-nucleotide messenger RNA. RefSeq names its product calcium binding protein 1 (gene CABP1). The coding region runs from base 2787 to 3470 and encodes 227 amino acids. Lineage: Eukaryota; Metazoa; Chordata; Mammalia; Carnivora; Mustelidae. Gene Ontology annotation, molecular function: calcium ion binding. The transcript is spliced from 7 exons. The record is from RefSeq and is a predicted model, not a curated record.